UUUCCGAUCUCCCCCCUCCCCCCCGUCCCUUGUGGCCUCGGGGCGUCUGUCUGUCUCGCUCGUCUCAUUUGUCAACUGAUCUUUGAACAUGGAGGGCGUGUGCGAUAGUGAUGCGCUUAUUAGUGCAAUUAAAACGCAAGAACUUAUUUGGAACUAUAAACUUAAGGAACACAGCGACAAAAUAAAGAAGAACAAUGCAUGGGCAAUUAUUUGCGCCCAAGUAAUUGAGAACUUUGAUGAAAAACCAGUUCAAGAAAAAAAUCAAGUCGCCAUGUUAAUACAGAAAAAAUGGAAAACAUUAAGAGAUGGGUACACCAGAUAUGCUAAAAAAAUUAAACCAAAGAGUGGUUCAGCAGCCCUCAACAUUCGGCCAUAUGCAUAUUAUCAGCAGAUGUCUUUUUUAAAGGCAAUAAUAGAAGAUAGACCCGACAAAACAAACAGUUUACAAGAAAGUGAGCACGCUGAAAUUACGUCCGAAAAAAGCGAAAAUCGUCAAAAUAAAAUAAAGAAAGAAACAAAGGAAAAUUAA
Messenger RNA from Photinus pyralis (common eastern firefly), 529 nucleotides. RefSeq lists its product as uncharacterized. NCBI's taxonomy places the organism in Eukaryota, Metazoa, Arthropoda, Insecta, Coleoptera, Lampyridae. Bases 89 to 529 code for a protein of 146 amino acids. The transcript has 2 exons. The record is from RefSeq and is a predicted model, not a curated record.